AUGGAAUGUAGCAUCUGCUUUGAGCCGUACGGUUUGUUAACCAAAGUUCCAUGUAUAACUACCUGUUCCCAUACCUAUUGCAAUGACUGCUGUACUAAAAUGUUUAAAGCCGAAUCCAAAGUCAGAUGUAUUUGCCCUCUUUGCAGAUCGGAUGUCAAAUCCUUCCGUUUCGACCCAAUGCUUUUAGAAAAGGUGUAUAAAGAGAUAAAGGAAUCUGAAAUGAGAAAAGUAAUAAUGGGAACAUGUCUUCAAUGCGAAAAAGGACUCGAAGUGUAA
Auanema sp. JU1783 is the source of this 276-nucleotide messenger RNA. NCBI's taxonomy places the organism in Eukaryota, Metazoa, Nematoda, Chromadorea, Rhabditida, Rhabditidae. The record is from the annotation of a GenBank genome assembly.